Molecule: messenger RNA, 5891 nt
Organism: Balaenoptera acutorostrata (minke whale)
Lineage: Eukaryota; Metazoa; Chordata; Mammalia; Artiodactyla; Balaenopteridae
Gene: KDM8
Product: lysine demethylase 8
Exons: 8
Coding region: 135-1355 (406 amino acids)
Cellular component (GO): nucleus
Molecular function (GO): histone H3K36 demethylase activity
Source: RefSeq, a predicted model, not a curated record
UCCUCGGGCAAGCCUCUGACUACUCGGAGACAGCCGGAGUAUUCGGUCCAGAAGGAAGAGUCGUCGCCGGCCUCCGACGACUCGACACUGUCCAAACUCGAGACAGCACUCAUCGGACUGAGCCGGCUGGGCCGAUGGCGGGGCCAGGCGCGCUCUGGGAGGCCCUCUGGGCACUCCUGCCCCGCACGAAAGAGGAGCUGAAGCUGGAGCUGGGAGAGAAGGUGGAGGGCAGCGUGGUGCUGCUGCUGCAGGAAGCUGCCGAGCUCUUCUACGGGGACAGGAGGCGAGAGUGUCUGCAGACCUGCGAGGCGCUGCUGGACUACUCCUGGGAGAAGCUGAACACAGGGCCCUGGCAGCACGUGGAGAAGGACUGGCGGCGGGUGUACGCCUUCAGCUGCCUCCUGAAAGCCGUGUGUCUGUGCACGCCGCCUGGGGACGCUGCCUCCGUGGCCGCCGCCCUGAAAGCCUGCGACAUGGGCCUGCUGAUGGGGGCGGCCAUCCUCGGGGACAUCCUCCUUAAAGUCACUGCCGUCCUCCAGAAGCACCUGCUCUCUGGAAAAAGGCCCGCCCCCGGCCCGAGCCAGGAGCCGCUCGGCUUAAAGAAAGCAAGGAAUGACCGCGUUCCGAUUCCAGAUAUGACGUCAGAAAGAACGGUGCCCCGGCUUCACUGUCCAUCCCUCCAGCAUUUCAGGAAGCAUUUUUUGGAUCCAGGGAGGCCUGUGAUCUUGGAAGGUGUGGCCGACCACUGGCCGUGCAUGAAGAAGUGGAGUCUGGAGUACAUCCAAGAAAUCGCUGGCUGCCGCACCGUCCCAGUAGAGGUCGGUUCCAGGUACACGGACGAGGAGUGGUCCCAGACGCUCAUGACUGUCAAUGAGUUCAUCAGCAAGUACAUCACGAAUGAGCCGAAGGACAUCGGGUACCUUGCUCAGCACCAGCUCUUUGACCAGAUCCCGGAGCUGAAGCAGGACAUCAGCAUCCCCGAUUACUGCUGCCUGGGCGCCGGGGAGGAAGAGGAGAUCACCAUCAACGCCUGGUUCGGUCCCCAAGGCACCGUCUCCCCGCUUCACCAGGACCCCCAGCAGAACUUCCUAACCCAGGUGAUGGGCAGGAAGUACAUCCGGCUGUACUCCCCGCAGGAGUCAGAGGCCCUGUAUCCUCAUGACACGCACCUUCUUCACAACACGAGCCAGGUUGACGUGGAGAAUCCCGACGUGGAGAGGUUCCCCAGGUUUGCCGAGGCCCCAUUCCUGUCCUGCAUCCUGUGUCCGGGAGAGAUCCUCUUCAUCCCGGUGAAGUACUGGCAUUACGUGCGGGCUCUGGACUUGAGCUUCUCGGUCAGCUUCUGGUGGUCGUAGCCCGAGAAGAGGGUGCCCGGCAAGCAGACGUGCUCGUGGUCACACGUCCUCCGCCCUGUGCCCGGCCCGGCCUGCGCCUGAGGACUCCCUCGCCGGGCACACGCAGGGCGAGGGGUGCCCAGGCCAGUGUGGGCAGCAGAGGCAGGCGGGUGGGACCCCAGAGGGACAUUCCAGGCCCACAACCCGCACAGAAGCUCCUGGGCUCUGAGGUUGGCUGCCUGGAUUCCAGCCUGGCCCUGUCGCUUAAUUGCUGUGUGAUUUGGGGCAAGAAACUGCACUGUGUGUCUCCAUCUGGAAAAUAGGGCAGUGCUAGUCCUCGCCACAGAGGGCUCUAGGGAUGCGGUGUAGGCAGAGCUGCGCUACAAACCUCAGCGGCUGUCCCCAGUCUUCAUGAUUAUUACUGUUGUAAAUACUGGCCUGUCAGGACAGCCGUGGCCCGCAGGCUCUGGAGUGGGGUGGCCAUGGCCUGGUCACGGGGGUGGGUUCUUAUCGGCUUGCUCAGCUCAGGUCUCUGCUGGGCAGUGGGGAGCCUGGGGCAGUUUCUGUCUUGGUUACUUCAGAGAAGUGCACAGACCUGCUAGCUUGGCGAAUUUUCCACUCCACACCCUCCCAGCAACCAGUCCCCCAGUCAAGAAACAGAACCACCUGGCAGGCCCCCUCCUGCCCCUUGCUGUCUCCAUCGCCCAGGGGUCACUCCUCCCUGGAAGAGGGUUUUAGGCUAGGAGAGACCCAGGCUUCAGACUUUCCAUAAACACAUUUGUUUUGUUUGUAUAAAACAUGGGUGGUUCUGUUUGCAUUUUGACCAGGUAAGGAUGCUGGGGGCAGGGGUGUCACAGACCUGCAGGAACAGCUGUGGAGGAGGCCCAGGGCCAUGCCUCUACCAACCAGGCCUCUCUCCCUCCGUGGCCACCUCAUGUCUGCUGGUCUGACCUUGGCUUCAGUCUCUUCCCUCUUGUAGGUAGCCUUCUCCCCGGGGGAGAAGAUGGCCCCAGCAGGUCAACUCCAGAUCCCAGCACCUCAGCCCACAGCUCAGAAACCUCAGGGAAGGUUCUGACCAUUGGGCCUGGGACCUUUGCCCGUUCUGGGGCGAUGCCGUGGGGCAGGGAGUGGCUGCUCUGAUUGGCGGGGCCUGGCUCACAGGCCCCCCCCCCCCGAGUUACUGUGAGAAGGGGGGUGGGAAGCAUUGAUGGGCAGCUGAAACUAGCUACUAAUGUCCUCUGUAACCAGGCCAAGGAAUUUGAACCUUGUCAUGUAGGUCUUGGGGCUUCAGAGUUUUGAGCAGAGAGAUCAUCAGAAUGUAUGUUUGAUUCUCAGCAGGGAAGAGGAGGGGCUGAUGGUCAAAGCUGCAGGGAGGCUGUGGGUCUGAUGCCGUGGGUGAGCCCAGGCCAGGGCCGGGCGUGGAGGCCGGGCGAAUACGAGAGCUGUUUAGAAAGGAAUCGAGGGCUUUGUGAGCAAUUGCUUGUGAGGUCGUUUAUUCCCCUACCCAGCAUUAUUGAUAGCUAUUUGCCUCAUUUUCCAUAUGAAGAACUUAUAGCAAAUAUCAACGCCACUGAAGGCAGUCAGGCAUAAAAUGGGGAUGCCACCAUGCCCACAGGCUCGCCGUCAGUGAGGAGACGGGCUGCAGACGAGCCAUAACUCCAGGGCUGCCUGCGUAACCCCCGCUCCUUCCCCGGCUCCAGCUCCCACGGUGGCCCAGCCUUAGGAGCCCAUCCAUCCCAGCUGGCAGGCCCCACUCCCGCUGAGCCGCUGAUGACGAAGAGCAGUUCAUCUGUAAUGCCAUGGUUCUGAAGUUAGGGACUAGAGGAAGCGUUCAUUAAAACACAUUGAGGCCUGGCCGCCUCGAGCAGGUGUCCCUUGUCGGAUGGGAAGAUGAAAUCUUCAUCUGCUCUCCGGGCAAGGCUCCCGUGUUGCUAGUAUCCCGGCUGGAGGGCUGGCUUCCGCUCUGAGGGGUGUGGACCGAAGGCGGCUUAGAAGAAAGGUGUCGACCAGCUGCUCGUAGGGCCAAGGGGAGGUGCAGGCACCCAUCCACCGGAGCUGCAGAGAGGGCUGCUCAACACCCGCGUCCUGUGCCAGGCAGGGCGCGGCAUCGAGCAGGAUGGGCGCCCUGCCCUCCUUGUGUUUCGUGCUCUUGGGGGGUCCCGAGAGGAGACGGACAGUAAAAUAAGUAGUGCGGGUAGUGAUAAGUGCUGUGAAGGCAAGAGAACAGGGUGACGGUGGAAUGUGGCCACGGGGGAGGGGCUGGGGACAUGACUUUCAUAGCUGACAUCUGAGUAGAAGCGUGAAGGACCUGGAAUCCAGAACUGACACAGAGACUUGAGGAAGGUGCUCCGAGCAGCAGGUGCAGCAGCCCGAGGCAGGAAAGCCGCGGCCUUGGGAGGGAGGACGGGGCCGGCGCAGCGCGAGCUGAGGGCGCUGAGGGAAGCCGGAGGGCAGCUGGGGUUGGCAGGGCCAGGACUGUGGCAGCGGGGGGAGGGAUGAAGGUGCUAAGCAAGGAGAGACGAGGGCUGAUCACGCUGCCGUGUGAGAAGAGCCCAGAAGGGGGAGACCGGAGGCCGGAAGAGCGGUGAGUGUCCCCGGUCCAGUAAUUCCUGGAGUGACACACUUGGGGCACCAGUGGGAGGGCAGAGCGGUGGGAGACAGGCUGUGCCCGGGGGCGGGCAGGGCCGGACCACAAAGGCCUUGAGUGCCAGGCAAGCGCUCUGGAACUUGGGGUUAGGGCUUUGGUUGGGCCGUGGCAAGGGGUCCUCAGGAAGUUCAUGCUGGCGUCACCGCAGGGGAGACUGGCAGCAGGAGGGCAGUGUCCCAGCGGCAGGUGCUCAGAGCUUCCUUGCCACCUGCGUGGUGUGACCCUGCCUGGCCUUGACCGCCCAGCCACCCGCCCAGGCAGGAAGGCCACGAUGUGCUGCUCUGCUUUUGGCCCCCGGCCUCCGUUCCCCCUUGUCCCCUUCCUCCCGGGAGUGCAGCCUUGGAGGGUGUGUCAACCCGGAGCCCUUCCUGCACCUGCAUCUUGAGGGCGCGUUGGGAGGACGAACAGAACAGCUGGAGCUGCUGUGCAGCGGCAGCAGUCCCCACCGUGACCGGGGAAUGGGUCUUACCCGCCGGAAUCCCCGAGUCCAGGGUCCAUGUUUUCUAGACCGGUUCUCCUGCCUUGCUGUCAGCAAGCUUCCUCAGACCCUCCCAAGAAACCCCUUUUCUGGGUAAGCUGGCUGGGGCUGGUUUUGGUGGCGUGCCUGGCACACAGCUGCACCUGCCCACCCGCCAGUCGGGGCUCCCACAGGGCUUCACCAAGGCUUGUAUUUGCCUUCAGAAGGCUGGGCCAGGGGCUGGCUCACAGCUGAACGCCUCUCGCUGCCUGGGGGUGGGCCUCAGGGCUCAGGCCGGACCUGGGUCCUGCUCCACGCCGGUUGAUGCAGGUGAAUCGGGCAGAGCGUCCUUGCCUGCACGGGUGGAGGAUGCCCCGCCCUUUGGGCGCCCACGUUCGUUCCCUCUCUCCCUGGUGAUACCGUGUUCAGUUUGCUUAGAGAACCUCCUCACCCAGCCACGUGGCUCGGGAGCGGCUGCCCCACUCACGGCUUACAGGUGGCCCAGGCCGAGUGCCGACUGGACUAUCCCACCCUCCCCCACAGGUGUCCAGAUUGGAUGUUUGCUGGGAUGGGGGAGCCACUAAAUGAGAGCCGCCCUCUUCCUCCUGAUGGCGGGGCCUGGGUGAGCGAGGCCUGCAAGUAUGGCAGCCAUUUUGCUACCCUGAAGAAGAGGCUGGAUUUGCUGGAAGACCAUGUUUUAGGCGCCAGCGUGAGGCCAACACUCAUGAUAACAGGGCAGAGACAGAAAUAUGGAUGCUUGGUGACAACACUGGAACCACUAAGUCAAGCCUCUCCUAAAGGACCCCCUCUGGCCAAGUCCUUCCUUGUUUAAGCCACUCUGAGUUGGGUUUGCUGUCAUGACUGAAGGGGUCCUGAUUGAUUCUGGGGCGGAAGGGAGGCGAGACAGGGAGUUAAAAUAGUGUGGCAAGUGUGAUGGUCAGAGACAUGCGGGGAGGUGGGGGACUGGAGUGGAGGUGGUGACAGCCUAACCAAGAUCGAAAGGGUGGACAGGUGUUGCCAACAAGGGCGGGACACACGAGGGGAGGGCAGGCAGGGGGGGAGACGUGUGUGCAGAGGCCUGGCAGUGAGGAACACGAUGGUUCAUUUCAGGGACAGAAAGAAAUGCCGUGCCCUGGAAAGUAAGAGGGGAGACGGGCUGAGGUACACGGGGCCCCAUCGCGUGGCCCGGGCCUGCGGGCAAGGGCAGUCAGCAGGGGCGCACCAGGCCGCCUGGCACAGUGGGAAGGUGACUCUGCGGGAGAAGCCUGGAGCCGGUGGGCGAUGCCGUUCAGGCCGGUGCAUCUUGGGCCAAGGAGGGUGCAGCCCAGGGGGCCAAGGCCCCCACAAGCCCAAGUCAGGCCGGCCAGUGUGGGUGGGACGGGUGACCACAGCUGGGGACCGAAGGCAAAGCCGCCCUGAGCAAGUGGCCUUGGACGGUGCCAGGCGGGAGGAG